Molecule: messenger RNA, 204 nt
Organism: Angiostrongylus costaricensis
Lineage: Eukaryota; Metazoa; Nematoda; Chromadorea; Rhabditida; Metastrongylidae
Source: the annotation of a GenBank genome assembly
AUGCUCGACGAGUUUCUAGAACGAGCAGGAACCACUUGGCUAUUCUUGCGUGCGACAGGGAAAAAUAGAAGAUUUAUUGGUGCCCGCUCGAGUCAUUUGACGAUCAAAGAGCAGACGAUGGGAAUAACUGCUGAUGUUAGAGGUGAUGACAGUGGUGCUGGUAGUGUGCGUGCCACAACCGGAGUUCGCUGCCUUGAUUUGUGA